Molecule: messenger RNA, 1789 nt
Organism: Hypoxylon trugodes
Lineage: Eukaryota; Fungi; Ascomycota; Sordariomycetes; Xylariales; Hypoxylaceae
Product: aldehyde dehydrogenase
Exons: 3
Coding region: 271-1695 (474 amino acids)
Molecular function (GO): succinate-semialdehyde dehydrogenase (NAD+) activity
Source: RefSeq, a predicted model, not a curated record
GUAACUAGAUGCGGGGCCAAUUAGCAACGGUAUACAGGAAUAUGAGGGGCAUGAGCUCGACGUCAGGUGGGAAGCGGGAUGGAUAUCUAUGAAAGGUCGUAUUUUAAGAUCGAUCUUUGGGAAUAUUGAGAUCACCUUGAGAUUAUACACCGAAAUUCGCGUAUAUACAAAAGCGUAACCGAGAAGAGCAUUUCACCAAGGACUAAGAGAUAAUUCGGCAAAGCGCCGCACACAUCCCAAGCUGAACUCGUUCAUCAAGUCUCCGCAACAAUGUCAACAUACGUGGUACCAUUCGUCAUUAAUGGCAAAGAACGUCAUGCUGAAAAGACCUUCGAUGUGGUUUCACCCGACACUGGGAGGUUUAUACACAAAUGUGGCAUAGCGACGGAGGCAGAUGCUAUCGCAGCCGUUGAGGCUGCUGCGGCCGCUAGCGAAGAAUGGGGAAAAUCGCCCGCAGGCGAACGUCGAGAUAUUCUUCUCAAGGCAGCUGAGAUUAUGAACAAUAGGCGAAGUGAGCUGGCACAAUACUUGAUAGAUGAAGUCGGCGCACCACGUGCAUGGGCGGAGAGUAAUCUCAAUCUCGGCAUCGACCUGAUUAAGGAUGUAGCUGGGCGAGUCGGCGCUAUUGAGGGUGCUGUCCCUCCAGUUGCUAUGAAUCUUUCGGCGAUGGUUGUGAAAGAACCUUAUGGCGCUAUCUUAGCUAUGGCCCCAUGGAAUGCGCCGUAUAUCCUAGGUACACGAUCAGUACUCUACCCUAUCGCUGCUGGUUGCACGGCCGUUUUCAAGGGCUCUGAAUUGUCACCUCGGUCUCACCGCGCUAUUGUCUCGGUUUUUAGCGAAGCUGGUCUUCCCGACGGAGUAAUCAACUACAUUGUGACUGAUCCGGCCAAUGCGCCCAAAGUCACAGAGACGAUCAUCGCACAUCCGAGUAUCAAGAAAAUUAAUUUCACUGGUAGCUCAGCUGUGGGUAGGAUCAUCGCGAAGACUGCGGGUCAGUAUCUGAAGCCCCUUGUCCUAGAGCUUGGAGGCAAGGCACCAGCGAUUGUAUGGGAAGAUGCGGACUUAAAUACUGCCGCAACGGAAUGCACCAUAGGAGCUUUCAUUUUCGCUGGACAAGUUUGCAUGAGCACGGAGAGAAUAAUCGUGCAUAAAAAUAUCAGUGAAGCGUUCCGAGAGAAGUUGGUUGCGACAAUCGGACAUGUCUUCCCGUCCAACGGCGAUGCCCUAGUUUUAAUCAACGCCAAUUCCGUGGAAAAGAAUAAAAAGCUUCUAAAGGAUGCAGUUGGCAAGGGAGCUCAGCUCCUACAUGGAGACGUUGACGCCGAAGAGAGCUCGAGGACGCGACUAAGGCCGAUAGUGGUCAAUAAGGUCACGCCAGAAAUGGACUUAUACAAGCAAGAAUCAUUUGGUCCAUCGGUGAGCCUUAUCGAGGUUGAGACUGAAGAGGAGGCACUACAAUUGGCCAAUGACACCGAAUAUGGUCUCACAUCCUCCGUCUUCACUGAAAAUUUGAGAACCGGCCUGCGGUUUGCAAGGGGUAUCGAGAGCGGCGCUGUGCAUAUCAAUAACAUGUCUAUCCAUGAUGAAGUAACACUGCCUCAUGGAGGAGUUAAAGCAAGCGGAUAUGGCCGAUUCAACACACAGACGGGAUUGGAGGAAUGGGUUCGAACGAAGACUAUCACUUGGAAAAAUUAGUCAAUCCUAAUGACAGGACGGGGAAUUUCGUAUGCGAAUGAAGGUAUAACUUUGUAGAAUAAGGCAGAUCAUGGGUUUAAAGAUAUUUUUCUAU